GAAAUUCUGAACUUGUAAACUUAAGAUAAACUUUUAACAUUGUUUAUAUCUUGAGUGUUUGUAUAAAUCUUUCAAUGGUACAUAACGUGAAAGUACGUCAAUAAAAUAUCUGCGUGUGGCUAUCAACUUCAACUCUUUGCUUAUUGCGUACACGAGUAGGUCUCCAUAACCUAAUCGCAUAUUAGUCAUACUGAUAGAAUGCUGGUCAGUGAAGUGUGGAGAAGUUGUUAUCAAGACGCUUUAUGAUAAGUUAAACCAACUUACAUAGUACAUUUUAAGGAUACUUUACAAACAUUUGAUCAAAGCGAAUGGAAGAAUCGUAAUAACCUACAGAAGUGUUCACUAUGGAGAACUUUGUUCGCAGGGAAGUCAUUCGGUCGCAGUUGGAACACUUGGCAUUACUGCUGAGUAAGGAGGGGGAAGAGUGUUUUAUUAUCACUGCUUGUAUAGUCGAUGGAAGUUUCCAGCUAUUUGGCUCGAGCAAGGGUGUUGAAUACAUACAGAACUACUUUAAAGGCGUGGUGGAGGAGUUUUUGCCUUAUUUAAGUCAACAGGACAUGCCCGAAAGAGUAUACACACGCCAAGUCGUCGAUGAUUAUAAUGAUGCCAAAAAGGCGAUCCGAUCUAUGAUUGUAUAUCAGGCAUGUCGACUAGCUGAGAACGGGGAGGAGUGCUUUGUGGUGACUGCCACAAACCCAAAUAUUCUAGGCUCCGACAAGGGGGUAGCCUACUGUGGAAUCUUGUUUCAAGGCAUUCAGAGAGCCUUUUCCAGACACGUUGAAGCUCACCAAACGGCUGACAGAGAUCAGGCCGUUGAACAAGGCCCUGAAACGAGCACAGAAGAUGUACAUUCUGUACACAGUAAACUGCAAACGCAUCUGAAGAUUGAGAAUCCUAUCAGACAUGAGUCAGAAAACGAUCAUUGUGGAAACAAUUCCAAUGACAAGGGAGAGCCUUGUCCCACACCAAGAAAAGGUGAAACUUCAGCAUUAUCAAGAAAUGUAUCCCCUAGUCAAUGGAAUGGUAGAGGAAAGCAACCACUAAAAGACAACAAUACACCAGCGAAAAUGGAUAUCCAAUCAAUGUUUUCAUAUUCAGAUGAUUCAGAUCUUCUUGGUAGCGGCACUGAUGAGGAUUCCACUAAUGCAGACAGUCUGCUGUCAGAAUCGGAACUGCUAGCCGAAUCAUCGAAAUGGGAAACGACAGGGCUAAAGAGGACAAAUCAAAUGGAUGAGGUCAACUCAGAUAAGAAGAGAUUUAAACCAGGUAAUGGUAUUAACUUAAACACUGUUGGUCCAAGUACGUCUGGUUUACAGAGCACAAGUCAGAUGAAUAAAGAAGACAAACGGUUUGUUUGCGUUGUAAAAGGAUGCGAAAAGGGCCAUAAGGACCGCAGCAAGCAAUUGGAGCAUUACAUAAGUCACACGGACAUGAAAUUAUACACGUGUGACUUAUGUCAGAUCUCAUUUAAAACUAGAGGGUCUGUUUGUAACCAUAGGAAACAGAAGCACCCAGAUAUUGAAUACAGACCUCAGGUAAUGUUACGAGAGCGACUCGAAGAGUUGGAAAAAGAGCUAGAAAGAAACAACGACGUCAGUACUUUAUAUAACCCUGAUGUUAGAUCAAACGAAAACAUGCCAAAACAAAGAAAUAGGUUUUGUGGCGUUUAUCUUCCUGGAUUACAUGAUGAUCAGGAUUCUGUUCAGUAAUUGGAUGCUACACGUCAGACCGAAAAUAAAUCUUUCUUCUAGAAUAAAACGGUGUUCACACACGAAUGGAUAAAACAAAUUCAUCUGAACUUACUCUAAAAGGACUAAACGUACUGUAACAAUGUUUAUUGUAUACUAUUAAACAGAUGUCACUGACAUAACGUCACUUUUUAAACUAAUACAUUAUUUAUUUAUUCCGUUAUAUUUACAUUGUGUUUAAAAAUCUUCGGUCCGAUUGUUAUUUUUUGGUAAAGGUAAUUACGCUAAUAAUGUAGUCUUUGCUAACAUUUAAAUAUUUAUUGCUCUAUAAGUUUAACGGAUAUCUCCGUUAAGGCGUUGUUGUUCGACUAAGGCUAUUUUCAUCUUAUUUCAUUGUUUUAAUUCAGUUUCCUGUCAUAGAUAGAUUUAUUAGUAGUUAAUUAAUCGUGAUUAAUUUGUAACACAAGGGAUGUGAUAUAACUUUGAUAAUUUUUUAUGUUCAUGGUUCACUGCAACUUUUAACUCCUUAGCUUUACAAUUCUGUAAUUUUUCGAUUCCAGUAUGUCCUUAAGCUUGUGCAAUUAUUUAUUUUUAUUUAUGAUUGCCAUUAAACAAACUGUUUUUUCUUCCAACUGUGAUACAUUUUAUUAGCUAAAUGUGUCUUCCUCUGUCAAGCUAUGUUUUACCACAAGAACCACAAUGGAAAUAAUGCAUUUAUAAUUCUUUUUUUGUGAUAUCCAUUGUGUACAAUAAAGUUA
Molecule: messenger RNA, 2446 nt
Organism: Mya arenaria
Lineage: Eukaryota; Metazoa; Mollusca; Bivalvia; Myida; Myidae
Exons: 7
Coding region: 345-1709 (454 amino acids)
Source: RefSeq, a predicted model, not a curated record